Messenger RNA from Pteropus alecto (black flying fox), 417 nucleotides. RefSeq names its product centriole, cilia and spindle associated protein (gene CCSAP). Gene Ontology annotation, molecular function: microtubule binding. Lineage: Eukaryota; Metazoa; Chordata; Mammalia; Chiroptera; Pteropodidae. The annotation marks the transcript as partial. The record is from RefSeq and is a predicted model, not a curated record. Gene Ontology annotation, cellular component: ciliary basal body; axon; cytoskeleton. The transcript has 4 exons. Gene Ontology annotation, biological process: regulation of mitotic spindle assembly.
CGGCGGGCGCGGGGGACCCCGGAGGAGCAGGCCGCGCAGGCCGCGCCUGAGCCAGCAUCGCCAGUGAAAGAUGGCAAAGAAAACCCUGAGCAGCAGCAGCAGGUCGGGACGAAAGAGACCAGCGAUUUACCCAGCGGCUGCGACCCUGGACCCCGGCCCAGCGCCUUGUCUGCUGGAGGAGCCAGGAGGGCUGUCAGGAGCCCGCAAAGAUCGUCCAGCAAAAUCAGGCAGAAGAAGCAUCCAUUUGCUCUGUAUGGCUGGGGGGAAAGACAGACGGACACGGGGAGCCAAAAGACUCACAAUGUCUGCGCGUCCGCCCCGGUGCAUGAGAUUCACGCGUCAGCGCUGCGCGCCCAGAGCCGGAGACAGUCGGUCGAAGCCAUAGACGUUUGGUCGUUCGUGAAGACGAUGCCCUAG